Prunus persica (peach) is the source of this 1054-nucleotide messenger RNA. RefSeq names its product maf-like protein DDB_G0281937. The transcript is spliced from 9 exons. NCBI's taxonomy places the organism in Eukaryota, Viridiplantae, Streptophyta, Magnoliopsida, Rosales, Rosaceae. Bases 153 to 761 code for a protein of 202 amino acids. The record is from RefSeq and is a predicted model, not a curated record. Gene Ontology annotation, molecular function: nucleoside triphosphate diphosphatase activity.
AUAUUCUGGAGAAAAAUGCGAUUUGAACUGGGCCGAGUUGAACCAUUAGGCCCAAAACGGAAAGCGUACGUAUACUUUCAGUCACAGCCAGCCAGUGCCUUGCAGUUCUCUCUGAUAAUUUGAUAAAGCAGAAAGUGAAUGCAGAGACAAAGAUGUCAUUUCAGAUAAUAUUGGGUUCGGCUUCAAUGGCACGACGGAAAAUACUAGCGGAGAUGGGAUAUGAAUUCACAAUCCUGACUGCAGACAUAGACGAAAAAAGUAUACGGAUGGAUAAGCCUGAGGAAUUGGUGAUGGUUCUAGCUGAGGCCAAAGCAGAUGCCAUAAUUUCAAGGCUUCAAAGUACAAGUCAGCCGGAUGAAGAUGCUCAUGCAACACUGUUGAUUACUGCGGACACAGUGGUGGUGUAUGAAGGGAUAAUAAGGGAAAAACCAUCCAGCAAGGAAGAAGCAUGGAAUUUUAUCAAAGGCUAUUCUGGCGGCCAAGCAGCAGUUAUAGGAUCUGUAUUUGUGACCAACCUUAAAACAGGAAAAAGAAAAGGAGGAUGUUGCAGAGCGGAGGUUUAUUUUCAUGUCAUACCAGAGGAGAUUAUUGAUAGCCUGAUAGAGGAGGGAAUUACACUCGAUGUCGCGGGGGGUUUGAUGCUGGAACAUCCGCUGAUAUCUCCUUUUGUAGAAGCAGUGGUAGGGACGACUGACACAGUGAUGGGGCUACCUAAAGAAUUCACAGAAAAACUCAUUCAUGAAGCACUCCAACUGCCGUAGUUACUAGCGACCAGGCUCUUGUUGCUAACAUGGCAGCUGCAGAUGAAUCUACAAUUUCCCGUCAGUUUCAGAAUUGUGGGAUUGAACCCCAUCAUUAAUGACUUCAACUAAGGUUGCGUAAUUGUUUUUACCACAUCAAUAUUAAACAUUUUGAUAUUGAUUAUGGCGAUGAUAGCACAUAUAUUAAAUAUCAUAGUUCUCUUAAUUUUGAAGAUACGAUAUUAAAUUAUGUUCCUUUGUAUUCUCAUGUAAUACCUUAAUCAUGUGAUAUGAAAUUCCUACCAUAUCCAGGU